AUGUUAAAUCUGUACUGGGACAAAGAGGCUGGAGAAGGAACAUAUAAGCUUGAGGAUGCUACUUCUUCCGGUGAAUUGCGUUUUAUAGGAGAAGUAUUCAGAGGGUUUUGCAAAAUCUCAGCGUACUUGCUUCUCUCUCUUGUUCUGGGAAAGCUAAGUAGAGGAAAUCAGCAGAAAGGUCAAAGAAUAAGCUACAGGAAAGCAAACAAACUUUUCAGUGUUGGAGCAAAUGUAAAGGAGAUCUCUUUUGACCAGAGCUCAAGAGCUGCUCUUCAAGCUGGUAUUGACAAGCUUGUUGAUAGUGUUGGUCUCACUCACGGCCCAAGAGGCAGAGAGUAUUGGUUACUACAUGUGUUCUAUAUUCUGAGAGGAGAUUCAAUGCUCUCUUUGUUGUAUGUGUAUGAUGAACCUUGA
Molecule: messenger RNA, 414 nt
Organism: Microthlaspi erraticum
Lineage: Eukaryota; Viridiplantae; Streptophyta; Magnoliopsida; Brassicales; Brassicaceae
Source: the annotation of a GenBank genome assembly